AUUUUCUCUCUUACAGAAUUAUGAGACUUGGAUGUGAAGUCCUGCUGAAGGCCUGAAGUAUUAUGAGUCUCCUGAUAAAAGUCACAAGACUCAACAAAUAGUGCUGCCAAGCUUUUGGCAGGGAGCAGGUAUCCUGCAGAGAGGGUAUUUCAGCGAGCAGGUUGGAAAUAGGGAAUGUGGCUCCUGAGGUUUGGCCCCAGCAACCACUUACUGUCAUUAACGAGGAGGGAAUGGUGUGUCUGUGCCAGACAGGAGGGCAGGCACCUCUCCCCUGACAGCAGCAGCAAUUAAUCCCAUCUGCAUGGGGCAGACAUUUAAUCACUCAGAGGCCAGCAAGGGCAGCAGUGGGAGAUAAGAGCCACAGGCUUCCUGGGUGUCCCCUGAGCCUCGAUCGAUUUUCCCUGCCUUGGGAACAAGUUUAUAACCUGAAGCUGACUCUCCUGUAUGUCCCAGUGGAUUUCUCCCUUUCCCUCGAGCUCAGCCUGAGUUUUGGGGUGAGUUUUGGGGUGUAAGGUCCCACUGGAACCCAUUUUCUUGUGCUUGGCAGCCAUCAGUCACCAGCUGUGGAGGACAACGGACAUGUGUCUCGGGAAAGUGUCCCGGGGCUCCUGUGAGGUCCUGCCCUGCCAGGCAGGUUGGUUUUGGAGACAUCUUUGCCAUACUCAGCAAGCAGCAGAAUGAAGAGAUAGUGUCUGAUAAAAGCAAGAAGGGUUUUUCAGAAGGUAGAAAACCUGGUCCUGAGCCAAGCAAAGGACUGGCAGAGGGGCACACACAAGAGCUGCCAGGCCAUGGGCAGGGUUGGAUGCCCUCAUCUCCACCCACAGGGCAAGGCACGUUGUCAAAUUCUCUCAUAUUCCCUCAGGAGUCCAUGUAAUUCAGGGCACACUGCAUCCCCUCCCCUGAGGAGCUCCAAUCCCAGGAUAACCAUACCUGCUGGGAAGCAGCUGAGCAGAAUUCCACGGUGCUGACAGACAGACUUGCCCAGGGCCUAAGCACAGCUGUAGGUCUGCAGGAGUAUAAAUAAUCAAAUUAAAACUUAGUUUACUUUCUGGAGAUACGGAGUUAUUUUCUGUUGAACACAUCAGUAAGAAUUUCCUGAUUGGGGAUUUGAGUGCAUCUUCCUUUCCAGCUGUUUCAUGGGCUUAGAAAAAUUAUACUAAAUAACAUUUUCAAACCCCACUGCUGAACUUGAGGGCAGAGGAGAACUUUGGUGUUUGCUUAUCCGGGUGGUGCAUGGCUGUGAGUGUGGUCCAGCCUGGAAAUCCAAGUCCUCCCACAAGCAAGGGAGCAUGCCCCAUUCAGAGAUGCCAAAGCUAAUUAAAACAAAAGUGGGUGCUGAGCAUUUUUGCAAACCAGAUGUCUCAAACAGCCUCUUGGCCAUAGAAGCCUGUGACCUGUAGGCUGUUUGAAAUCUUGAAAUCUUGGUUUUCUCCUCUCAACCUCAUUUUCCCGCCUUUGUAAAACAUUGCUAAUAAUACAUCCUCACCCACGGAGGAGGUCGCUGAGAAUUCAUUAGCUGGUAUUUGUAAAGCACUUUGAAAAUGCAAAGCCAGUGCAUUAUUCCUACUCUUCUGGAUGCUUUCCAUGUUAUUAAAAUCAGGAUUUCAGAAAGGCUUAUCUGGGAUCAAAACAGCAUCCCAAACUUGAAAGGAAGCAAGACUGUUAAACCAUCAACUGUCGCCUCCCCCUCCAGCCAGAUGUUAAGCCCUAAAGAACUGAAGUGGCACAAGGAAUUACUUUCCCAAGUUCCCCCAGCUGGGCUGACAGGCCUUGAUCAAUGGUUUUUUCCACGGUGAGGGCUAUGCAGAUGGUCUGCCCAGAGCAAGGUUUCUGUUGAGUACAAAGGGAAGUCAAACACCAUUUCUAAUUCAGCUUGUAGCAUGGCACACUUCCUUUAUCCUGCGCCUGAAUGCCCUGAAUGGGAGAGCGGUGUGGGAAACUGGAGGGAACUCCACACUCACCACGGCUGCGGGGCUCUGAGACACCCCUGUCCUCACACCACAUCUGCCUGUGACAGGCAGGGGGGAAAGGAGCGACAGAUUGAAAAAUCAGAUUAUAAAACCUGCAUGGAGGGAAAGUAAACCAUGAGGAAAAGGGAAAAAAAGGGAAGGAAGCUGUGCAGGAAGACAGAAAUUGCACCAGGACAAGGAAGGACAGGGAGGAAAUGCAGGGAAGGAUUAGGAGGAAAAACAGGGAAGGGCUGGGAGGAAAUGACAGGGAAGGGAACUGCAGAACAGUAUCUUGCUCUUCCACCAGUCAGGCCAAAGACAAUUAUCCCACUGGAGGUGGCAGAAGCGGGUUAGAUUGCACUGGGACUUCUGAGCCACAUGCCCUGUUUGCCUCUUUAAUUGCCCAGUCUGUUCAAUAUGUCUCAGGAAACAGAGCAAUUCCUGUGGACCAUGAGGGUAUUGUGAGAGUUUCGUACAGCCCAUGUGGAGCUAUGGGAACUGAGCCUGGCUUUUAAGAAAACUCAGUCAGGUUUUAUACCAGCAAUACCAGGGGGAUGGAAGAAAUGGGAAACAACAGACCUGAUUCUCAUUUUGGUAUCUGGAAGGAGAAAAUUCAAUUUUUGAUUAGGUUUUGAUAAAUUCUGCUGUAGGUCUAGAGGUAAUUUGUAUCUACAAGUUAACAGAGAUCAGGAAAUAGUUCCAGAGGUAUGAAAUCUGCAGAGCAAAUAUUGGAGUCCAAAUUGUCUGUUGGCCUCAGUGGGGAUCCCAGUAAGGCCCUUGGGAUUGGACCCAUUUUAUUUUCCACCUCAGGAUGCUCCUCAGGACUCAGCACUAACUAAAUAUCCCACAUUUUGCUGUCUUUCCUGUUCCCAGUUCAUCUCUGCCCCGCUCCCCUUUCUGAAGGACUUACUAACAUACGACUGUGGAAGUUUGCGUACUCCAGAGUUUCCCACAUCAUUCCUUAACUAUAUUCCCUCCUGUCACAAAGGAAGUGUGCCCGACUACAAACCACAUUAGCAACGGUGCUUGGCUCUGCUUUGUGUUCAGUGGGAAACCCUGCUCCCAAAAGGCCAUCUGGGCAGCAUGGACCAGGAGGGAAGCAGUGGGAGCAGGGAGCAUCUCUCCAGACUUGGGAAAGCAGCAGCAUCCUUGAGGCUUUCUAAAGGGCUAACAUCUGGCAGGAAUUCUGGGGCAAGGCUGUUGUUGAUGCCCUGUUUGAAACAUCCAGGUCCAGUAUUUUGGGAUCCUAAUGAGCUUUCUGUCCAGUAGUGUGUAUUUUUGGAGUAGGAGAUGUGUAAUUCCAAAUACAUUCUUCUUAAAGUCCACAGACUCUGCAAAAUUUAUAAUAGGGAGGAAUUUUUGUUAUCACUUUCUUUAGGAUUUCCCGCCCAAGCAGAGCAUCUGUUUUGGGCAACUGAGCAUCUAAUCUGAGUAACUCUUCCAACUCAGUCAGUAACUGGCUAAUUUUUCCCCUCAGAGUUUGUGCAACCAAAGAGAAAAUAAAAAGCUGUUUUAAAAACAUGUUUUUAUUUCAGAUUCUUUAAAAUUUGUCCGUGACACAGAGCGAGGACAUAAGAACCUCAAUGGGUUUCCCACCCCAGGGAGAUUUUGCUACAUUCACCUCCCAGUAAUACAUUGAAUACUGUAAUUCUUACUAUCAUGCCAAAUUUAAAUAUGUAGGGCCUCCAGCCUCUCUAGUGAAAGUGGAAUGCCACAGAAGAUUAUUUUGCAUUCAGCCUCCUCAGGUGCAGGCUCUGGAUCAGUUUGGAUGUCGGUGGAGAGGAAAUUCUGAGCACUGACCCCUCGUCUGUGCCAGUGCACAACCACUCCCAAGAGCAAGGAGGGUGAGGUUGGCAUGGCUGUUCCCAUGGAAUUAAUGUAGUUUUAAUCUGGGUGUUGAGUCGAGAAUAAGAGGAAAGCAGCAAGAGGAAACAGCAAUUGUCUCUAGCAAAACUGCUCUGCCCAUCACAGGACUGGCACUUGUCUUCUUCGUGUGCUCAAUUAACGAGCUGGAGAAAGGAGUCCCAGCUCCAGAGUUUCUGUUUCAGGGAAUCUCCCUGAGAGGGAUGAGCAGAGGGCAAGAUUGGUUUCAGAGGUGGCAUUACAUGGGCUCAGAGAUAAUCCACGGGCUUUGAGGAGAACAUGUGAAACGGUGUCACAAAAGCUUUCCCACAACUUGACAUAAAAGAACAGCUCAACAGCUGCUGCUCUGUGCCGAGAGAAGGGAGCCCAUUCAGGGCAGCACAAUAGGGAUGGAAACGCAGAGCCUGGAAGAGGUCAUUGAAGCCCUACCUGGUGCUCCAAUAAUGAGCUGCAGAGUGAGACAGAAAUGUGUCCCUGUGCUCUGGGUGUGUUCACAUUAAAGGCCCUGUGUGACCACACACACACAUUAAUGUAAAGGUGAACACACCUACACAUAUAUUAAUGGUAUUUAUACAACUGGUAUUUACUCAUUACAGUAAGAGCUCCCCAAACAUAAGCCCUGACAUUACUUGAUGGAUAAAUUGCUGGCAGAUCUGGUUCAAGUUUUCCAGCAGGAAUCCCUGGCUGUAUUUUUAUCAGAGACUGUCAGCUCUCCCAGCUGCAGGCGCCUCCUGAGCACAGGCUGUGCAUCCAACACAGGAACUGGCCAAGGGGAGAAUAACGAGGAAUCAGGAAUUUGAUUUCUAGUAAGUUUAUGAGGAUAGAAAUCUCUUCUGCACCCAGUUUUCCUCUGUGUAUAGACUAAAUGAAAAUAAUUAGAGUAAAAUACAUUUUGGGGAGGAAGUGAGAAGCAGCAUGUGAUACUGAACUGAUCCCAAAACACUCCCAAGACCCUUCUCCACAAGUAUUUGUCUUGCAGGUAUUUGGAAACAUGAAGUGCUUAUGACUUGACUCGAGAGUUUUCGAAAGGGCUGCUGAGGGAAGGGAACAAAGAUCAAAGCAGAAAAUGUUUACAAUAAUUGUGUGUACUUAAAAUUAAACGUUUUUAUUUGCAGUAAGUCAAAGUGGGAAAGCCGUUUUCUGUUUCCCAUGGGCAAAGCUGGUGCCAGAGCCACCUGUGGGAGAACCACAAGUGGCUCACUGGGGAAAGCAGGUGAGUGGAUUUGAGGAAUUUCUGGACGCCAGGAGCUGCUCGCAUGUGCGUGUGCCUUGUGCCUGCUCCAGCGUGUGCCUCGGCGCGCUCCCGGGAGCAGCAUUCCCGCCAUCCGCAGCUGACCUCCUCCUUCCUCCUCCUCCUUCCUCCUCCUCCUUCCUCCCGCAUGUGAACCCCGGGCUGCCCCUGGAAUGCUAUUGAUCCGCGGCAUUAGUCAGCAGCCUUUCCCAUUGAAGGGCAGCUCUUUCCCAGCUCCUGACACGUAACUCUGAUCCCAGCCUUUCACGGAGCACACACUCCCCACCUGCUCAUCUGGGAGAAGGUCAUUAUCCGCGGGCUAUUCACUGGCACUGGAGCAUGCAAGAAUAGCUGCUUCUCCCAUUGUGCUGCCCAUGGCCCGGAUUGGCUGGCGAGUGUGGGAAACGCCACCGAGCCGCAGACCCACACACUCGCCCCGAGCUCGGACAGUAUAAAUAUCGGGCACAGGCAGCUUCCAGCAACACGUUUCUCCUGGAUUCCACUCCAAGACCUCUCUGCUCAGGACAGAUGGCUCCCAGCACCGUUUUCUUGGAGCCUGACAACCUGCUGACACCGAAGGAGAAAAACAAACUGAGGAAGCCGGUGGUGGAGAAAAUGCGCCGGGACCGGAUUAACAGCAGCAUCGAGCAGCUGAAACUGCUCCUGGAGAAGGAGUUUCAGAGGCACCAGCCCAACUCCAAGCUGGAGAAAGCCGACAUCCUGGAGAUGACUGUCAGCUACCUGAAGCAGCAGAGCCAGCUGCAGAUGAAGACUGCAGGAUCCUUCCAUAAAAGCUCCCAGUUUGACUUCAGAGAGGGCUAUUCCAGGUGUCUGCAAGAAGCUUUCCAUUUUCUCUCUCUCCACAAAGUCCGAACUGAAACACAGACCAAACUUUUAAGCCACUUCCAGAAGAGCCAGUCAUCUGCUCCAGAGGUCUCCUUCUCCCCUGGGAACACCGGUGCCCUGAAGCAAGUGUCUCCAAAGGACAGCAGCCCUCUCUGGAGGCCCUGGUAGUUGGGGCAGUCCUCACUGCACGGACCUGUGACAGUCCAGAGGAAGGAUCUGACUGCAUCUGAUAGUCCAGCUCUGAUCCUCUCUCCUGUAGGGGAUUUUAUUUCCCCCUGUGUUUUAUUUAUGUAUGAGAGAAUGCCAUGCUUUUGACUUUUUUGGGAUCCUCUGGCAGAAGUUGAGGUGUUCUCUUUAGUGUUGAAGCUGUGUAGGCACUGCUGCAGUGCUGCCCGGGCAGGGGCGACGUCUUCAGAAUGAAGGAGGGUGUUUGUAAAUGUUACAGUUGUGAUGGACAGGAAUUGCUGUAGGAGAUUUUCUCUAAUAUUCCCAGUAAGAGCCAUCAGCUUUGCUCUGACUUGACUGGCGACUCUGGUUGGCUCAGUCACUCCGGAGGAUAAAUUUAUUCCCUUUGGUUCAUGCACACUUGGUUAAAAUCAAUUUCCCUCUGUUUGCUUAUCAGUUGUUCAGCAUCAAAAAUGGGUUUGGUUUUGGUUUGGAUUUCUCCCUCAUGGCCCUUUCAUAGUCCUGUAUAUACAGUGUGAGGGAUGACCAGGAGUUAGGAAACUAUGUGGAAUAUUUCUACUAUUUGAUGCUUUUUUCGGUUUAGAAAAAGAGUAUGUUAUUGCUUUAUGUUAAAGAAAAGUAGUAGGUAACAGGCUUGAUUUGUCAAUGUCAUACAUUUUGGGUGUAAGCUAUGCUUUUUUAGCAUUUUCAUUAUAAUAAUGAUUUUUAUCUGUAUUGAGUGGUUGAAUUCCUGGUGGAUGAUGUUUCUCCCAGUGCUGGGACUGCCCUAUGGCUCACCUGCAUACUGUGUAUGCGUCUCUGUGUGUGUAGAGAGCAAUAAAAUGCAUUUGUGUGCAA
Molecule: messenger RNA, 6912 nt
Organism: Corvus hawaiiensis (hawaiian crow)
Lineage: Eukaryota; Metazoa; Chordata; Aves; Passeriformes; Corvidae
Product: transcription factor HES-5-like
Exons: 3
Coding region: 5572-6057 (161 amino acids)
Biological process (GO): regulation of transcription by RNA polymerase II; regulation of neurogenesis; anterior/posterior pattern specification
Cellular component (GO): nucleus
Molecular function (GO): DNA-binding transcription factor activity, RNA polymerase II-specific; RNA polymerase II cis-regulatory region sequence-specific DNA binding; protein dimerization activity
Source: RefSeq, a predicted model, not a curated record